AUGUCCUCCCCUCGAGAUCACCUCCAGGACAAGUGGAAUCAUCUAUACCGCAAAGAGCUCCCUGCGCUCGCCAAGGCCAAAGAUCCAGCGCAACCGAAAUGGCCCGUCUCUCUUGACCACUGCUUCGCUCGCAUCAUCCUAGACAACGCAGUAGGGAGGGAUAGGCCGUGGCACCAGGUGUUGAAGAGCCCAGCGUACAAGCACAUGAGCCAGCAGCAGCUACAGGAUGCGAUUGGGCUUGGGGAACAGCUGGUAAGUGGUCAAGCGGACUUGGUGGCGUUGGAUGAGAAGAGCCUCGAGCUCAGGGGCAAGAGGAGUAAGCAGCAGCAGAGGACUACCAAGACGCCGAAGAAGAGGAAGGCUGUGGACCAGGACGAUGGAGCGGUACAAGGGAAGACCGAGAAAUUGUGA
This is a messenger RNA of Cryphonectria parasitica EP155, 411 nucleotides long. RefSeq lists its product as uncharacterized. The record is from RefSeq and is a predicted model, not a curated record. Lineage: Eukaryota; Fungi; Ascomycota; Sordariomycetes; Diaporthales; Cryphonectriaceae. The transcript has a single exon. Bases 1 to 411 code for a protein of 136 amino acids.